This is a messenger RNA of Lutra lutra (Eurasian river otter), 2438 nucleotides long. RefSeq names its product kallikrein related peptidase 13 (gene KLK13). NCBI's taxonomy places the organism in Eukaryota, Metazoa, Chordata, Mammalia, Carnivora, Mustelidae. The record is from RefSeq and is a predicted model, not a curated record. The transcript has 6 exons. Gene Ontology annotation, molecular function: serine-type endopeptidase activity. Gene Ontology annotation, biological process: proteolysis. Bases 154 to 990 code for a protein of 278 amino acids.
CAGCAACAGGGAAAUGCUGAGGGCGCUGGGGGAGGGAAUUCAGGGGUUAAAAGCCAUGGGUCCGGGUGAAGUUGGAGGCAGCUGGCGGCGAAGCUCCGCACCCAGGCCUCUUCCCGAGGCCCCGCUCGCCCUGCUCCCCACCCCGGAGCUGCCAUGUGGCCCCUGGCCGCUGUGAUCGCCUUCUUGACGGUGGCCUUGUCAGGCGGCAUCUCACAGGAAUAUCCCAAGAUUCUCAACGGCACCAAUGGGACCAGUGGGUUUCUCCCGGGUGGCUACACCUGCCGUCCCCACUCUCAGCCCUGGCAGGCAGCCCUGCUAGUGCAGGGGCGCCUGUUCUGUGGGGGAGUCCUGGUCCACCCCAAAUGGGUUCUCACUGCAGCACACUGUCUGAAGGAAGGGUACAGAGUUUACCUGGGCAAGCAUGCCCUGGGGCGUGUGGAGGCCGGAGAGCAGGUGAGGGAGGUAGUCCGCUCUAUCCCCCACCCUCAAUACCAGAUCAGCCCCACCCACCUGAACCAUGACCACGACAUCAUGCUUCUGGAGCUGCGGUCCCCGGUCCAGCUUACGAGCCACAUCCGCGUCCUGCCUCUCUCCCACAACGACUGUCUCCCCGCUGGUACCUGCUGUCGGGUGUCUGGCUGGGGCACCACCACCAGCCCCCAGGUGACUUACCCCCAAACCUUACAAUGUGCCAACAUCCAGCUACGCUCAGAUGAGGAGUGUCGUCAAGUCUACCCGGGGAAGAUCACACCCAACAUGCUGUGUGCGGGCUCAAAGGAGGGCGGCAAGGACUCCUGCGAGGGCGACUCCGGGGGCCCCCUGAUCUGUAAUGGAACACUCCAUGGCAUCAUCUCCUGGGGAGACUUCCCAUGCGGGCAGCCCAACCGGCCUGGUGUCUACACUCGAGUCUCUCAGUAUGUUCUAUGGAUCCGAGACACAAUUCGAAAACACAGAACUCAGGAACAGAAAUGGACAAAGGGCCCACAAUAAAAGCCAGGUUGGCUCACCUGUCUCCUUCCUCCCUGCGUGCCUUCCUCACUCCUUUGCCGCGCUAGCCCAGCCCUUCUUGGCCCCUCCCAAAGUUCCACUUAACCAGUGAUCCGUGUUCUCAAUGUGUCUGAUCCCAGUGGAUGUUUCGUGUUUCAGAAGCAUCCAGUCACUCCCAGUAUCAUGGUGUCCCAGGUACUGCAUCCUGAAACACCUCGGUAUCCUCAACAUUCCAACCUGGACAAUGUUCCACGACUCCUGCUGUCAACAUAACCCCAGAUGGCCAUCUGAAUGUUCUGUCUGUGGGACACCCUUAAUGCAUCCAUUGGCCCAUUUCAACCAUAUUCCAUGUCCUGUGAAUGGAACGUCCUUGACAACAUUCUACACCCCUUCAAACAUUCAUUUAUUGCCAACAUUCUAGACACUUCUCUGUUUGGUGCUCAAGAAGGUUCUAAACUUCCGGGAUAGUUCAUACUGAAAAUAUUCUCUUGUGUCCAGAAUCUGCCCCAACAAUAUUCUAGGUACAUCUGAAUGAUUAAUCACAUCACAGCUAAUACUAAGUCCUCCUAGAAGUUCAUUCUCACAUAGUUUGGGGUCUCCCAAGUGUCCCAUCCCACAUUUUGCCAGUAUUCCCUGUCCCUGAAUCCCUAUGCCCACAAAAAAUCAAUAGUACACAAGAUUGGUGUUUUAGGGUUCAGUACCCAGGGGGUCUCCAUAUCUAGACCCUAUUACCUGCCAAGUACCCUGUCCUUUUCUCUCCCCCACCAAGCACCUUUGUUCAGUGACCCCAAAUGCAGUGAUUAAAUGCUCAAGUCACCAAGUCCCUGCUUUGUACAAAACAGAACUCAGUGCCCCUCUAUAUUUUUUCAUCUGUAAAGGGGGCACAUCAUUUCUCCUCACAGCACUGUUAUGAUUAAUGUCAAGCAUUUCCACCCUUAUUCUUAUUUGCAUGGUUCUCUAUAGAAUAUCACCUUAGGGUGUCAACAACAAUCCCUCAAAUUUUCAGUAUCUAAAAAGUGUUACCUUUGGGGUGCCUGGGUGGCGCAGCUGGUAGAGGAUAUGACUCUUGAUCUCAGGGUCCUGAGUUCAAACCCCACUCUGGGCACAGAGCUUACUUAAAAACAACAACAAUAAAAAAGUUACUUUUUCAGCAUUUGUUCUGUGGUGACCAUCUGUAGGCACCCUCCUGGGUGUUGGUAAUACUUUAUUUGUUGUAUUGGUGUUGGUAAAUACUUUAUUUACCAAAUACCAGCACUUACCACAAGCUAGGCACUGUUGCAGGCACAGCUGCUAAACAGUUAAUUGGAUAAAACUUCUGCCUCAUAGAGCUCGUGUUCUUUGAAAGGAGACACAGUUAAAACAAAAAACAAGGAGAUAGACUGAAGUGGCGUGUGAACCAUGGCAAAAAAGGAGAAAUAAAGGAUAAGGAAUGUUGGGUAGGGGAAGUGAAU